Peronospora belbahrii is the source of this 3195-nucleotide messenger RNA. The record is from the annotation of a GenBank genome assembly. Lineage: Eukaryota; Oomycota; Peronosporomycetes; Peronosporales; Peronosporaceae.
AUGGUGACGUUGGUGGCAGACGCGAUUGAAGCGCUCAAACGUGGAGAUGCGUCUCCUCUUGCAGAUGUUUUAGCUCAACGUAAAGCGCAGCGUCAGAAGCCAGUUCAUAACAAGCGCAAGAAGAGCGAGGAAGAAGUCGAGGUAGAGACUGAGGCCAAUGUGGAUAAUGAAGUGCGUGCGUUGACUCAGACACAAUUGAGCGACUUUUAUCCUGCAGCCGUGCAGCUUGUGGCUCCAAGUGAAGAUGAAUACGAGGAGGCACGACGUAUGAAAGCAAGAGAAUAUAUUGCAGAGUUCACGGCGCUUCUCGUCGAGACAAAAGAUGUGUCCAUUGACAAGGAAGAAGUGUUUGCAGUAGCACAAGAACUUCAUGAUCAGCUCUUGAGACUGAGAGGAGAGUUGGAUCAAGUAUUGACAACGCAGGAAGCUAUUUCGCUGCUGUGUGAAGCGUGCUGGAAACAUAAUUUUUGUGGACGAGCGCAUUCGCUUGUGACCCAAUUACUUCCGUACUUGAUUGUACGCAGCUACGAGUCUCCAGCAAGUGGACGUUUUAAUUCAAAGAAACAUCCAAUUCGAAGACUUUUUGCAAUUAAAGAAGCACUCCCGUUACUGGAUUUUGACGAUGAGAGCAGCGGAUUGUUACGAGAUAUUCUACUACGAUGUUUGAUCCAGCCCGCAUUUUUUAAAUCGCCCGAUGCUGUUUCAUUCUUGAGCUUUUUGUUUACUCUACAUGUGCCAUUUGUCGAGGAUCUCAAUGAGACGAUUAGAAAUCAGAUUCCUAAUCAACGCAACUCAAUUCUUGUCAAGUAUGGCAGCAUUUACUUCAAGGCCUGGGUUAGUAGCAAGGGAGCUUUUCGAGUAAAAAUUGAGGAAGAGUGCAUUCAGCGAUACGUUCGUGAUGCAGUUCAUGCAAGCAGCUCGUCGCUGUUCAAUGCCGUUCGUACAGUGUUGCAGAUCUUUUUUGAAAACAAACGACACCCUGGUGUUGACGAAAUGCUGUAUCGCAUAUGCAGUCCCAUUCUCUGGCGCGGUGUAAAGGCACCUAAUGAUUCAGUUCGACGCCAAGCAACUAUUUUGUUGUUCGACAACUUCCCCCUGCGUGAUCCAGCAUUUAACAACGAAAUGAUGGACGUAACUCUCCAGAAGCAAUUUGACACGUUCGAAGAGCUGCUAGGUGAUUCUCACCCAGCGUUGCGAGUUGCAGCAAUUGAAGGUGUGUCUAAGGUGCUGUCCGUGUACUGGGAGCUACUUCCUGCUGAGACGAUCCGGUGUUUUAUUUCGAAGCUUGUAGUGGACCUUGUCAACGACGCGUCCUCGAGCACUGUUCGUGCAGCAGUGUUUGAAGGUGUUCAAUUCAUCUUGGACAACCAUAACUCCCACUCUAUUCUGAAGCCACUGCUGCCCAUGCUGGCACCUUUAAUCAAUGAUCGAAACGAAAAAGUCCGUGCUGAGUUUUGCGCUCUGCUGGUCCGAAUCAAGAGCAUUCGGAACAUGCACUUCUACGACGUUGUUCCAGUGAAUGAUUUGCUUUGUCGUAUGGUUCUGGACCGCGAUCGUCCUCUCGCGUGUAAGCAACUUGUGUCCCUCUUCUUGAAUUCGUAUUUUCCUCAAAGUGUAGGCGGGUCCUCGCAAGUUGCUCGGUGCCUUGCUCUUGUGCGAAAGAAUCCAGAGGCUGCAAUGGUUUUUUAUGCCAACGUAGCUGAGCAUGUGUCAGCCGGAUCAGUUUGUAAGCUGGCUGCCCUCAUGCUUCGCUGCUCAUUAAACUUUGUGUCGCGGCGUUUGAAGCAGCCACAAGAAUUUGAGGAUGAUGACGGCGACAACGAUGAGGAGGAAGAGGAAAGUUUUAGCGUGGUCGGCCAGGUUGUCGUGUUGGAGGUUAUCGGCAAUCUUCUAAAGAGUGUGCGUGUUAAGGUUAUGAGUGACGCUCGCUACUCUGAGUGCAAGGGCUUCCUGCGUGAGCAGCUGAAGGUUGAGUCGCUCGAAGCAUUACUUCUUGCUUACAGCGAAGACCGCACGUAUGAUCAGGAAGCUCUCAGUUCAAUCUGGAGAAUUAUAGGUUACCUAGGCGAUUUGUCCGAGCCCGUCUUACUGAAACGUUUGAUGGAAAGUCUCAUGAAGAUGAACGAGACUUCAAACAGAAAGCUAUUGGAAUCGAUGGUUGAUUCCAUGGUACAAUGGGAGCAGCUCCCUCUCUUGGUAUCAAAGUUGGCAAAGUUCCUUAAACAAUGGAAGAAGAACAAAUUUAGCUCCGGCACGGCCGACUCGAAGCGAAAGAAGACAGCGGCUGCGCUAAACCCGAUCGUAGCACUCGGCGCAAUUGAGUAUAUUAGUCAACUGUCGACUGUGAAAAGCCUUGAUACUUUGAUGCAGCCUAUAGUAGAGAUGCUCCAGCAAUGUAUCGAACCAAUUCUCGAGUUUGACGCGGAGGAAAUUAUAGAAGCGUAUAAGGCGAACUCGUUCAGUUUUGUGCGCUUAGUGGAAGUAUACGCAAAGGUUUUGGUAAUGAUCGAAUGCGCGCACGUCAAUGACGCAACAUCGCUGCUAGCAGUGAAGUCAUCGAAGCGGUUGAAGAAGGAAGAUCUCCGUGAUCUACAACCAUCGCAAAUUUUCACACCGCCAAAGUCGCUACGCCCGCUUUUUGCCUGGCUCGCUCGCCUCACGCUUGACUUGCGCAAGGAGGUGGAGGCGACAGAGCAGAAGACGACUUACGGAAAGAAGCGCCGACGAGGCAAAAAUAUUGAGACGGACUUGCUUUCUUCUCAAAAGGAACUCUUGAGCCGUUGGCGCAAUUUGUUCUCCCUUGUGUCCCUAUUGUCGGCCGAGUGCGUUGCAUUUGCUCUCGAGCGAACACAUUGGCUACAAAAUGGCCCUGUCACCGACUUCAUUGAGGCAUAUGUGGAUACACUGUGCAAUACACUCAAGGACAUGGAGUUUUUCGAGCGCACAGCAUUCUAUCAAGCUGGCCAGCUCGUUCAUUUGCUUGGAAGUGCCAGAGUCAAGGCCAUUAAAUCCACGCGUGCUCAAGCAACCAAUCUUGUUUCUUGUCUUGAGCGCUGGGUUAGCACGCUACAGCAAGCAUUGGAAAGCGUGCACGAGAAGGAGCGAGAUAAGUCUGACGAUCUGUGGCCAGCUGUCAGUGCCUCCUUUGGCGAGUGUUGCGUUGUGGGGUCACCUGCUUCACAGACAGUAGCAUAA